CUGAUUUGAAAUGUGUAACAGGUGAUCAGCCAUUGAGGACUUCCUCAGAGAUCAUAGAUGCUGUUGAAUUCCCCUUUAACAUUUCCUAUUGCAGUGGUUUAGUGCACUCAAAGUGAUAUAUAUAUAAACGCAUCUGCUGCUGUACGAAACAAAUGUGGAAUAUAUAGUUAUUCUCAGUUUCGUCAUUAGACAGAACGUUUCAGUUCUAGUGGAAGAGCUCAGGAUGCCUAAAGGGAUAUGGGCCUGGAGUUUGGUGCUUGUUCUGCACUGCUGGAGUAGUCUGAGCCAGCAAAUGCACAUCCAAGCAAAAUGCAAUGAAGACAUAAUAUUGCCGUGUAGUGUCAAUAAGCUGAGUGACACCUAUCGCUAUAUAGUUUGGUACAGGAAUGAGACUGCCAUCAUUAAAAGGAAGGUAAAUGAUGUGACAUUUUAUAAUAAGUCCUCUCCUGCAUCUCUGGGAGUUCGAGGUUCACUGGUGUUACAGAAUGUGCAGACCUCUGACUCUGGGUAUUACCAGUGCUUCUUAGCUGCAGACGUUGGCCAAAAAGACAGGGAGUCCCAUGUCUUACUCACGGUUUCAGAGUGUGUGACUGUCAGUCCAACCUGGAGUUCACCUGGAGGUCAGUGCAGUCUUGAUGUAGUGGAAGUUUCUGUUCUAUGGUCUCUGCUUGGUUUUAGUUUAAUCAGCAUUUCUAAAGUCAUCUUCUGCACCAUAACUGUCAUAGUUUGCAAGAAGCAGAAGGGAAGUGAAGCGAGAAACGGAAGCAGGAGACAAAGUAACGGCUCUUACAAACCCAGGGACAAAAGAUACUGCUGAGUUUGUGCAACUUUCUGUUCUGUUUUCACCAUUGCUACUGGUGAGAAACAGGGUCACAUUGUGCUUCUUCUAUUUUCCACCUGUUUUCUUUCCACUUUGGCUUACUGACUAAUAACCAGUGGGCGUGAAGGUUAGUGCAUGCUUACUCUCACGUAUGUGAAACUAGCCAAACAUAUAUUUUCAUUUUACUGCUUAUGCUGCAUCACGGGGCAAAGCUCACAAAGGAAAGCCCCGGUUUGCAUACAUGAGCUUACAGAUGCCUGCAUCACUUUGAUUGACAGGAGAGACAGGAUAUGCAUCCAGCCCACCCUGGGAAGCAAUCUUUUGAUCUCCUGAGUCCACAAAAAUGACUGUGGUACCUAUAUACACUUAUCAGGCAUAACAUUAUGACCACCUGUCUAAUAUUGUGUUGGUCUUCCGUUUGCUGCCAAAACAGCCCUGACCCGUCGAAGCAUGGACUCCACUAGGUCCCUGAAGGUAUGCUGUGGUAUUGUGUUGAUGCUCAUGUGCCCAUUGUUAGCACUUUCGGCGGUGCACAGGGGUCACCAUGGGCACCCUGAGUGGUCUGCGGCUAUGCAGCUCCAUACGCAACAAAUUUUGAUGCACUGUGUAUUCGAACAGCUUUCUAUCAGAACCAGCAUUAACGUUUUCUGCUAUUUGAACAGUAGCUCGUUGGAUCGGACCACACGGGCCAGCCUGUUGCUCCCCAUGUGCAUCAAUGAGCCUUGGCCUCCCAUGACCCUGUCGCUGGUUCACCGCUGAUCCUUCCUUGGACCACUGUUGAUAGAUACUGACCACUGCAGACCGGGAACUUUUGCAGAUGCUCUGAUCCAGUCAUCUAGCCAAACUCGCUCAAAUCCUCACACUUGCCCAUUUUUCCUGCUUCUAACACAUCAGCUACGAGGACAAAAUGUUCACUUGCUGCCUAAUAUAUCCCACCCACUACCAGGUGCCAUGAUGAGGAGAUAAUCAGUGUUAUUCACUUCACCUGUCAUAAAGUUAUGCCUGAUCGGUGUAUUCAAAAUCAAACACUUUUUUUGCCGCUCAGCACACAGACAGAAAGUGUUGUAGCUUAGGGAUGUGGUAACUUAGCGGCUAGCAAAUCUCUAAUGUGACAUAUAUGCUGUUUUGGAUAGAUAUCAGUACAAUCUGUAUGGGAAGGGGUGAAGUCUAAUAGGACUAGGGAUAAGCAGAUUUAAUUUCUAAAAUUGAUAGUCUAUAGAGAGUGUAUUGUUGCUGACAAUAUAUAGCUGUAUGUGGAUUUGAAGUUUCUGUGUGCAAGUGUUCGUGUCUUCUACUUUCACAUAUUUCAGGAGGUGUGAGUUCUUUGUUAUUUUGUGGUUAACAUGUUGUAAAUGUUUCAGGUGUCUGUAUAUGUAUGUGUGCGAGUGUGCGUGUGUGUACAUGUGUGUACGUGUGUGGGUAAAUGACACACAUUUACCCACACGUGCUCUCUGUAAGGCACUUUGUAAAAUUAUUUGAGCUUUUUAUUUCUGUUUUCAAUAUGAUUUCAGACAUCUUUUUACUUAGAACUGUCCAUAUUAUGCAAUGUGAAUUCUAAAGAUAUAUUUAUGUAUGACAUGUCUAGACACUUUUUCCAUGAUGUAGCGCAUUAAGAAAACCGAGACAACAUGUGACCUAUUGAGCCAAUGUUGUUGUAUUCAUUGAUAGAGACUUCAAAGCACGCAUACAUACGUAGCUUGUUGUAGACAUGCUUGGUUUAGUCUUUUCCAUAAAGCCAUAAAAUUUACAGCAUUUGUGAUGUUUUUCCUGCUCACCAUGUGUCAUAUUUACAAUAUGAAUAAAAUUUUUUAUUUUAUUUUUAUUAUUUUAAUAAAAAAUUUUAUUUUAUUUUUUAUUAUUUUUUAAAAAUUAUUUUAAAACUCAUUAAUGAAUUUUUUUUAAUGAUUUUUUUUUAAAGUUAAUUUCCUCAAGGCAAUA
Hemibagrus wyckioides is the source of this 2758-nucleotide messenger RNA. RefSeq lists its product as uncharacterized. The coding region runs from base 224 to 817 and encodes 197 amino acids. The record is from RefSeq and is a predicted model, not a curated record. The transcript is spliced from 4 exons. NCBI's taxonomy places the organism in Eukaryota, Metazoa, Chordata, Actinopteri, Siluriformes, Bagridae.